Messenger RNA from Trichoderma aggressivum f. europaeum, 762 nucleotides. RefSeq lists its product as uncharacterized. The transcript is spliced from 2 exons. Bases 1 to 762 code for a protein of 253 amino acids. Lineage: Eukaryota; Fungi; Ascomycota; Sordariomycetes; Hypocreales; Hypocreaceae. The record is from RefSeq and is a predicted model, not a curated record. Gene Ontology annotation, molecular function: heme binding; transmembrane monodehydroascorbate reductase activity.
AUGGCGAGCGCUACGGGAUUACCAGAACGAUUCCCCAACGGCUCCGAGGAGGGGCUGGCAGGCCGCGAGACGGAGCCGCUUCUUGGCCGCCCUGGAGAUGUUGCGCAAGAAGAGGGCAAACCAACCCUCAAUAACCUGGCCCUAGGCACUGGAAUCAUCGCGCAGAUAGGCAUCUGGCUCCUCGUCGUGCUCCUCUGGGCUAGCGUCUUCACCAAGCCUCUCAUCCUCUUCUCGGGACACCCUCUUGCCCAAUCCUUCGCCGUGCUGGUGUUGGUACAGUCAGUUCUGUUCCUCCAGCCCACCCAUACAAGCGACCAGAAGCGCCUCGGGCAGCGUGUCCACGGCUUGCUGAACCUGGUGGCAUUCCUCUCCCUCGUCGCUGGCGUCACCAUCAUUGAGUACAACAAGGAGAAGAGUCACAACGCGCAUUUUCACUCGGCGCACGGCUACCUCGGCGUCAUUACUUCCAUAGUGCUCCUGCUGCAAUACCUUGUCGGCUUCACCAUGUGGGCUACGCCGGGGUUGUACGGAGGUGAGGACAACGCGAAGGCUAUCUGGAAGUACCACCGAUACAGCGGAUACUUUGUUUUGCUGCUUCUAUUGGCUACCAUCAACAGUGCUACUCAAACCGACUAUAACAAGAACGUGUUGAAGGUGAAGCUCUGGGCUACCCUAAGUUUGUCGGCUCUUGUUGUUAUUGGGAUUUUCCCCCGAAUUCAAAAGCAGAAGCUGGGCUUCAGCCGGCCAAGUGUGUCGCUUUGA